Closterium sp. NIES-67 is the source of this 2206-nucleotide messenger RNA. NCBI's taxonomy places the organism in Eukaryota, Viridiplantae, Streptophyta, Zygnematophyceae, Desmidiales, Closteriaceae. The record is from the annotation of a GenBank genome assembly.
AGUCUGACGAAGCAGGACGAGGUUCUGUACUCGCCGUGUUUUGCGGAACUGUUCCAGUCUUCCCCCGCCAACUGCGCUAAACUCUUUUCCAUUCCCUUUGCGAGAAGGUGGCCCGUGAGUUAGCGACUUUCUCGGCGUCGAUUCGGCGCAGCUUGCUCGCAUUUCUUAUUUCGUUCAUAGCAAUUUCAACGGAAAUAUAUCUACCAGUCUUCGUGAACAACAACGCCAAAUCUCUCCCAUUUUUUAGUUCUACUGUAGGCUAGCGUGUGCUGAUGCACACCUGCGUACUGCGAUUUCGUUUUGUCUCGUAUUCAGCGAUUCGUAAAUAGCUCGGCUAGCGAUUUGCCUCUGCCAUCUCGAAAGUAGCGCGAAACUUACUGCAUAGGUUAGAUAUCGGCCUCUCAUCCAGGCACAAGCGUUUGGCCGGCUUUGGGCUUGCAAGCUCGUCCAUUCUAAAGGUGUCCUGUCCGGUCUGCUGACUCACGGCUUGGAUAAGAUAUCUGACGCGUCGCGUCUACGGACUCACGGCUUGGAUAAGGAAUCGGACGUGUCGCAUCUGCUGACUCAGCGCUUAGAUAAGAUAUCUGACGUGUCGCGUCUUCUGACUCACGGUUGUGGAUAAGAUAUCUGACGUGUCGCGUCUGCUGACUCACGGCUGUUGAUUAUGGAGCAGAAUAUCCUAUCAGGGCUCGACCACAGCCUGCGAUCUUCCUCCCAGUUUAAUAAUCCCGCCCAGUUCAACAAUCCUUCACAGUUCAAUAAUCCUGUAAAUUCCAUGCACUCGGGAAUGGCCGACCCGAUGAGUCAGUUCGGAAUGCCGAACCAGGCCGGGCAGUUCGGAAUGCCGAACCAAACCGGGCAGUUCGGGAUGCCGAACCAUACCGGACAGUACGGAAUGGCGAGUCUCAACGGACAUCCGGGACUGGCAGAUCCCUCAAGGCAGCUCGGAUCGGGAGACCCCACGAGGCUGUCCGGCUCCCCGGAUCCCGCCAAGCAGCGAGCAAUGUCUGUUCAAAUGGAGGCGUGGGGCUCCUCCGCCCAACGGAACCAGUCUGCACCCCCGGUUACCGCACCCCCUAUGUCGGAGCAACUCACUCAAGUCCCACUGGACAACCCGGAGAGCCAGGAGCGCGCAGCCAAGGACCAGCAGCUGAAGGCGACGGAGACGAGUCUGCGCACCAAGGAGGAGGAGCUGCGGCGCAUGCAGGAGGCGGUGGAGAAGCGUGUGGCGCAGCAGGUGACGCGUGUGGAGCAGGAGGCGACCAAGCUGCAGCAGCUGAGGAAGGAGCUGGAUACCAUAGAGGACCCCACCAAGAAGGAGGUGGCAGAUCUGCGGAAGCGGAUAGAGCUGGUGGACAGGGAGCUCAGGCCCAUGCGGACGCUGGUGGAGAGGAAGGAGAAGGAGCUGAAGGACGCGACCACGGCGUACAACAACAAGAACGCUCAGAAGUCAGAGCUGGUUGGCAAGUUGUUCGAGAUUGUGACGGAGAGUGAGCGGCAACGGCUGGCAAAGCUAGAGGAGAUCACCGCGCUGCUGACACAGAUGGAGCGGAAGGAAGGGGGGCAGUGAGUUACGGGGGGUGGGGGGGGAGAAAGAGGGGAAGUGGGAGGAAAGGGGAGCAGGCACAGCAGUGCUGGCAAAGCUGGAGGAGAUCACAUCGCUGCUGACACAGAUGGAGCGGAAAGAAGGGGGGCAGUGAUCCAGGAGGAGAAAAGAGAGUGUGAAUUGGGAAGAGAGGGGAAGAAGGGAGCAGGGGAGGGGGGGUGGGGAGAGGGGGGGGGGGGGGGAUUGGCAUGCAGGAAACGCUGGUGAAGUUGGAGGAGAUGACAGCAUUGCUGGCACAGGUUGGGCUCCAAAGGGGAGUUAAGCGAGAGGAGGAGAGGAGGUGCAGUAAGGAGAAGCAUCCUGGGACUUGGGCUUUAAGCUGGCUGGUAGCUGAGCAUGCUGGACAGCACCAGCAUGGCAUGUAAGGAUGGAAACGGCAGUGGCACUAGCAAAAGGUGGGAGAUGACAAAGGGCUUUGGCACAAUAGAGACUUGGGUGCAGCCUGAGAGGUUGAUGUGGAAAAUGUGGGUAUCCUUAUGUGAUGUCACUACAGUAGAGGAAAGGGGAGAGACCGUUGGUUAGUGAAGAGGUAGUGAAGGUGGUUGUAACCUGUUCUCCAUAUUUAUGUGUGCUCAUGCUUCCACAUGCAUUAACGGAAUC